GUAAUUCGAGAGAUUCAUGUUUGCUCUCGAUGAGGGUAAAAAGGCCGAGUCUUGAGGGGUUCAUCACUCAUCGAUUGCCGUGACCAUGGUGAGACUAGUAGUGAUUCUCUUUCUCGCGAUUGGGGCCUUUGCUGCCAAUGAAGAGAAUGACGGCCUGUUUGAAGGGGAUAUAGUAUUGACAGAUGAACAGAAAACUCAGUUGAACUCCAGAGCUGCCAUUAAGACAAAUCAUUGGACAAAUGGCGUAGUUCCUUACGAGCUGGACCCGUCUAUAUCCAGCUCAAGUUACGCUGUAAGUGUGAUCAACAGCGCAAUCGCCGAGUACAACCAGAAGACAUGCAUCCGCUUUCGACCGAGAGUACCCAGCGAUAAAUAUGGACUGAAAAUCUUCAAGGGUGGUGGGUGUUGGUCCUAUGUCGGAAUGUCAAUGCCGACGCAGCAACUUUCCCUCGCUGGAGGAUGCUGGAGUAAAGGAAUCGUCAUCCAUGAGUUUGCCCACGCCCUUGGUUUCUACCACGAGCAGUCUCGCCCCGACAGAGAUCAGUUCGUCGAGAUCAAAACAGAAAACAUCAGAGACGGCGUGGCAUCAAACUUUAAAAAACACAGCUUUAAUUACGUCACCACACAUGGCACCCCUUACGACUAUGGCAGCGUGAUGCAUUAUGGGGCGUAUGCAUUCAGCAAGAAUGGCAAACCAACGAUCGUAGCCAAGCAACCCGGGGUGAUACUGGGGCAGAGACGAGGGCUAAGCGACAUCGACACAAAGCAAAUAAACAUACACUACAGAUGUGGGACGGCUACACCUCCACCAACACCCCCACCAACCCCCCCACCAACUACUCUCCCCCCAACAACACAGCCACCACCUCAGCCAACCGGAGAUUUAAAGUGCAACUUUGAUUCUGAUCUAUGUGGAUUUUUGCAAUUGUCCGGGGAUAAUUUUGAUUGGGUAAAGCGAAGCGGAAGUACCCCAUCCGGGGAAACUGGGCCUACCAGUGAUCACACUUCCGGUUCCGGCUCCUACAUGUACAUUGAGGCCUCAGAAAAAGGUAAAGACACCAGGGCAAAGCUGGAGAGAAGCAUCAUCUUCAACGGGAGAAAGUGCAUGUCUUUCUGGUACCACAUGUACGGGUCAGGCAUGGGAGAGCUCAACGUCUAUGUGGCCGGGAACAAAAUUUUCUCUCGAUCAGGGGAUCAGGGAAAUCAAUGGAACAAGGCAGCGGUCCGGAUCAACGUAAACGGAAUGAGACCGGUUGUGAUUGAAGGAGUCGUAGGAAAGGAUUAUAGGUCAGAUGUGGCUAUUGACGACUUCACGAUCGAGGACUGCAGCGGUGGUGGAACUGUGCCCCCUGCACAAAGUUUUGAGUGCAACUUCGAUAAUGACUGCGGCUUUAUCCAGCGCCCGAUGCCCGAGGACAAAUUUGACUGGACUCGAAGACAGGGAGCCACACCCUCCGGGGGCACUGGACCAAACGGAGAUCACACAAACGGGCAAGGAUACUACAUGUACAUGGAGGCGUCCAAUCCCCGCAAACAAGGCGAGAAUGCCAUAAUGGACAAGACCAUCACCUUUGGCGGCGCCACAUGUCUGACAUUCUACUAUCACAUGCUGGGCCAGCACAUGGGGACACUGAACGUGUUCGUGGGCUCAAGAAGGCUCUUCAGCAAAUCGGGGGACCAGGGAUCCCAGUGGCACUUGGCUGAGCUAUCAUUCGUACACACAGGAGACGACAAGUUGUCCUAUGAGGCAAUUCGUGGGUCUGAGUAUCAGGGAGACAUCGCGAUUGACGACAUCAAGGUCAUUUCUGGCGCCUGUGGGUCCACCCCAUCGCCUAAGCCUCCAACAGCUCCACCAAACACGCCGCCGCCACCGGUGACACCUCCGCCACCGAACACGCCGGCACCCCCAGCCGACUUCAGGUGCGACUUUGAUGUGGACGUCUGUGGCUUCGUUCAAGACACCCAGGAUGUAUUUGAUUGGAUAAGGAUGAAGGGCAACACCGGGUCCUCGGGAACAGGGCCGAUUGGCGACCAUACUUCCGGAAAAGGCUAUUAUAUGUACAUGGAAGCAUCUAACCCACGAAAUCGAGGAGACAAUGCGAAGAUCCACCACGCGGUGACCUUGGGGUCGAGCUCAUGCCUGAGAUUCUACUACCACAUGCUGGGCCAGCACCAGGGAACGCUGAACGUGUUCGUGGGCUCAAGAAAAGUUUUCAGCCAAUCGGGUAACCAGGGUGCGAAUUGGAAGCUUGCUGAAGUUGACAUCACGCAGAGCGGUUGCCAUAAGCUUGUGUUUGAAGCCAUUCGAGGGGAGGAGUACCAGGGAGACAUUGCCAUCGAUGAUAUCAAACUCACAUCCGGAGCAUGCGAUUCACCAACGAAUCCUCCUCCAGUAACAAAUCACCCACCGAACACCCCGGCACCACCAGCAGGUUCAUGUGGUAUUCGGCCGAACACGCGCAUAGUGGGAGGGACCGCUGCCAAGCACGGCGAUUGGCCAUGGCAGGCUCAGCUUAGAACCACCUCAGGGUUCCCAUACUGCGGUGGGUCAUUGAUCGCCCCUCAGUGGAUUCUCACCGCCACUCACUGCGUCGAACGGAAACAGGCGUCUUCUAUCGUGAUCAGACUCGGAGCUCGCCGCAGAGUGGCGACAGUGGGAACAGAAAAAGACUACAUUGUGACCAAGGUCAUCACUCAUCCGAGCUACCACAAGCCCAAGACAUAUUCGCACGAUAUCGCACUCCUUAAGCUGGACAAGCCCGUCCUGUACACAAAGAAUAUCCACCCCGUGUGUCUCCCUGAAUUGGACCCUGAGCCAGUCGACGGGAAGCACUGUUGGGUCACAGGAUGGGGUCGACUGUCCUCUGGAGGGUCCACGCCCGACUACCUACAGCAGGUGUCUGUCCCCAUAAGGAGUCGAGCGCGCUGUGACAGUUCUUAUCCCAACAAGAUCCACGAUUCUAUGAUCUGCGCGGGGAUAGACAAGGGUGGUAUCGACGCUUGUCAGGGAGACUCGGGUGGUCCAAUGGUGUGCGAGAACGGAGGGCGGUUCUAUAUCCAUGGGGCCACUAGCUGGGGGUAUGGUUGCGCGGCACCUGGGCUCUACGGGGUCUAUGCCAAAGUAAAGUAUCUGCUUCCUUGGAUCAAAGACGAGAUGGCCAAGAACUGAGAUGGAAAAAAUUAAGUGAUGUAAAACAUACAGGUAUUCAAUAAAAGGAACGAACUCUAAA
Nematostella vectensis (starlet sea anemone) is the source of this 3230-nucleotide messenger RNA. Its product is annotated as MAM and LDL-receptor class A domain-containing protein 1. The record is from RefSeq and is a predicted model, not a curated record. The transcript has 23 exons. The coding region runs from base 86 to 3169 and encodes 1027 amino acids. NCBI's taxonomy places the organism in Eukaryota, Metazoa, Cnidaria, Anthozoa, Actiniaria, Edwardsiidae. Gene Ontology annotation, molecular function: zinc ion binding; serine-type endopeptidase activity; metalloendopeptidase activity. Gene Ontology annotation, cellular component: membrane. Gene Ontology annotation, biological process: proteolysis; nervous system development.